Molecule: messenger RNA, 934 nt
Organism: Hyalella azteca
Lineage: Eukaryota; Metazoa; Arthropoda; Malacostraca; Amphipoda; Hyalellidae
Product: retinol dehydrogenase 13
Exons: 6
Coding region: 48-860 (270 amino acids)
Source: RefSeq, a predicted model, not a curated record
AGGAAACUACUUUUUUUAUUUUGUGAAAUUUAACAUCAAAAUUAGCAAUGGAGACCUGGCUCAUAGCUUUACUCUCCGUCAUUGGGGCUCUGUUGCUGUUAUUUAUUGUUUUGCCGGUGAUGAUAGGAAUAAUUUAUCGGGCUCGGUCAAGAAGAUGCCCCAAGGAUGUAAUGGUGACCGGCAAGACCGUCAUCGUGACCGGACCAACGGCAGGUAUCGGGCGCGUGACUGCGCACGAGAUGGCGAAGAGAGGCGCGCGCGUCAUCCUCGCCUGUCGCAACACACGGAAAGCUGAGCCUAUAGCAGAGCAAAUAAAGAAAGAGACGAACAAUGACGAUGUCGUGAUACGACAUCUCGAUCUGUCAGACUUGACCUCCGUGCGAAAGUUUGCUGAAGAAAUCAAUUGUCAAGAAGAGGCUGUCCAUAUUUUGAUCAACAACGCUGGGAUUCUGUCGCCCGACAAGAAAAAGUUGUCGCCUCAAGGCUUCGAGAUCACCCUUGCCACCAACCACCUGGGACCCUUCCUGCUCACCAAUCUGCUGCUCGACAAGAUCAAGGCGAGCGCCCCUAGCCGCAUAGUGAACGUAUCGUCGCUGGGGUACGCAGCUAACGUGCUCUACUUGGAUGACCUCAACUUAGAAAAGACAGCCUAUGGCGUCUACAGAGCGUACUGCCAGAGCAAACUCUGCAAUAUACUCUUCACUAAAGAGCUUGCCGUACGCCUGCAAGGAACAGGGGUGACGACGAACUGCCUGCACCCAGGCUACGUGUACACCGACAUCUUCGACCGCGGCGAGGGGCCUGCCGCUGGACUGAACUUCCGUAACCUCUCACCCAGAGUGAUGGGACGGGUGAGCUGACUUAUCGUUAUCUCCCUCCUAAAGGGAUGGGUCGGGUGAGCUGACUUAUCGUUAUCUCCCUCCUAAAGGGAUAG